This is a messenger RNA of Eriocheir sinensis (Chinese mitten crab), 2188 nucleotides long. Its product is annotated as hemicentin-2-like. Gene Ontology annotation, cellular component: neuron projection membrane. The record is from RefSeq and is a predicted model, not a curated record. Gene Ontology annotation, biological process: synapse organization. The transcript is spliced from 5 exons. The coding region runs from base 1 to 699 and encodes 232 amino acids. NCBI's taxonomy places the organism in Eukaryota, Metazoa, Arthropoda, Malacostraca, Decapoda, Varunidae.
AUGGUAGGUGGAAUAUUCUGCUAUCAUAAAACCUCAAGAGUAAUGCCGAAUUGCCUCCUGCCGCAGGUUUCAUGGGUGAGGAGGCGGGACUGGCACAUCUUAACCUCGGGGACGCUCACCUAUACGCGAGAGGAGCGUUACGGCGUCCAUCACCCAGAGGGGAGCAACGAGUGGACACUGGCCAUCAAAUACGUAGAGCUUCAGGACGCAGGAAUGUACGAGUGCCAGAUUGUGACAGGCGGAGGGGUUGUGUCUCACCUGGUCAACUUGGUGGUGUUAGUGCCCCGGGCGGUCAUACCUGGGGACGGAGAGCACCACGUCGAGUCCGGUUCCACGCUCUCCCUCACCUGCUUCAUCGAACAGAGCGCCGCGGAACCCCAGUACAUCUUUUGGUACCAGAACUCUCGUAUGAUAAACUAUGACCGGGAGCGAGGCGGCAUCAAGGUCCAGAUCGAGACGGGGGAAGGGAGCCGAGUUAUCUCCCACCUGACAAUAGUAGGAGUCGAGCCCUCAGACUCCGGAAACUACACUUGCGCCGCCGCCAACACCAAGCCCGCCUCCAUAGUGGUGUAUGUGACGGAAGCCAACAAGAUCGCCGCCAUCCAGCCCAGGGCCGUUGACCAUUCCGCCGCCCUCCGAGCCGCAGCGCCCCUGGUGUUGGCCCUCGCGACGCUCUCUAUCUUCUUACUACGCCACUGAGGGCCCUGACACCACCCGCCCAGCCCUCUCCCCGCCGCCACCCUCCCCACAGCACGCAGAUCCCCGUCCCCCCAGCCCUGUGUGUGUGUGUGUGUGUGUGUGUGUGUGUGUGUGUGUGUGUGUGUGUGUGUGUAUGUGUGUGUGUUACGUUCCCUUCACGACCUCACCAUGUACAUAUAAGACACUCCGUAGGGACCUGUUACCUAAACAUUACGGACAUUAUCGUGACACCCUCCUCCUCCUCCUCUUCUUUCUCCUUUUCUUCGUCCUUUUCCUCCUCUUUCGUCUUCGCUUUCCCCUAUUUUGCUGCUCAUGUUAUUUAUUUCCAUCCUGCUCUUUCUCCUCCUUUUCCUCAUUCUAUUCAGUCUUACUCCUCCUAUUCCCCUUGUUCACAUUUUCCUUGGUUCUCCUUUUCUUUUUCUUCCUCCUUUCCAUCUUCGCUUUCUCCUAUUUUUAUCCUCAUCUUGUUUAUUUCCAUCCAUAUCCUCCUCCUUUUCCUCCUCCUAUUCAUUCUUGCUCUACCUCCUCUUUUUCAUAUUAUCUUUCCUCCUCCUCCUUCCUGCUCCUUUGUCUCACACCACGACAUGCUUCCCUCACCCCCCCCCUCUCUCCCUCUCUUUCCUCCCUACUCCUUUCUCUCUCACUCGACCACUACCACAUGCUCUCCUCCUCCGUCCCUCCUCUUCCUCCCUCCUUCCAGCACCCCAAUAUACACAUUACCCCCAAAACUUUAGCCGUGUGUUGCUUGGCCCAGCGUUGUUUUACAUUUAAUAUUCCUUCAGGCUCCGCGGAAGGAAUGUGUGUAUAUAUAUUUAAUGUGAAGGAAGUUGUCUAAUGUUCAGUUUUUUCUUUUUUGUAACCCCAUCCUUAAGUGCUGUUUACGUGGCCGCAGGAAGAAGAGAAGAAAGAGGAAGAGACAUGGGGAAGAAAAAACAAGGUGGAGAACGAGGAACAGGAGAAAUUGGAGAAUGAACAGAAACAGAAGGAAAUGGGUAAGGAAAAAGGGGAGAAGGUGGAGCAGGAAGAGGAGGAGGAGAAAUGAGGAAGAGAAAAGGAGGCGUAGAAAGAGGAACAAGAGAAAGAGGAGGAUGAGAAAGAAAAGAAGGAAACGGAGGAGGAAAAGGAGGAAAAUGUGGAGCAGAAGGGAACGAAAAGAAGGAGGAACAGGAGAAAAAGGAGGAGAAGGAAGAAAAGGAGAAAAAUGAGCUUGAUAUUGAAAAGAGGAAGAGGAGGUAAAGGAGGAGGGAGAAAUGUUUACGAGGAAGAGGAGAAGUAGAAAGAAAAAGAGACAGAGGAAGUAAAGCAAAACAAAAAAAAGAGAGAGAGGAAAGAGAAAUUAGGUGAUUCGUUCAUGUUCUGGAAAGUACGUUAAAAAGAAUUCGAGAAAGAAACGUUCACGGAAAUGACUUGAAAUGUAGCCAAAAAAAAAAAAAAAAAAAAAAAAAAAAAAGACAGCUUGUUCGUUUACACUAAUUCUUAUUUUUGUUAC